Molecule: messenger RNA, 906 nt
Organism: Guillardia theta CCMP2712
Lineage: Eukaryota; Cryptophyceae; Pyrenomonadales; Geminigeraceae
Exons: 10
Coding region: 1-906 (301 amino acids)
Biological process (GO): protein dephosphorylation
Molecular function (GO): protein tyrosine/serine/threonine phosphatase activity
Source: RefSeq, a predicted model, not a curated record
AUGAAAUGGCCACAUAGUUACCAUCCUGCUUCUUUCCUGCUUCUCCUUCCCGCCCUCCUGCUUUCAUCCAGCUCACAAGCGUUCCUGCUUCAUCCUACUUCCGUCUCAUCCCAGCUCCCGUUCGCUCUCGCUUGCUCGCCCACGGCUUCCCGGUUCCUCAGCACGUCGGUGACGGGAGGAUCUGCAAGGCAAGGUCUUCACAUCCACCACAAGACGAGUUUCAUGUCAGCGCGGCAACGAGGCUCCAUGGUCAGGAAAGAUGGCGCAGGCAUUCAUAUGUCUGCAAGAGCCGAUGAGGAGCCAAAGCUAUCCUUCUCACAAAAGCUUGUCAAGGGAUUGGAAAAGUUUGUGAAUGCAAACAUGGAGAGGUUUGUUCAAGUCUGUCCUAGAAGCAUCAUGGCAAUUCUUGCAAAGAGUUAUGAGAAGAGGAACUGGUACGAUCGCAUUACCGACAAGGUUAUUUGCGGUGCUUUGCCGUACUCCAAGCUAGUGCCUAAGCUUCCUGAUCUGACGGCGAGGCUUGUGCAGCUGCGCGAAGAAGGAGUGACUCAUGUAGUAAACAUGGUGGCGGAAUGGGGGGGACCCGAGAAGGAAUACCAAGAGUAUGGGAUCGUGCAGAAACGUUUUCCCGUCAUCGACUUUACCCCACCCACUUUGGAGGAUAUCGAGAAUGCAACAGAGUACAUCUCGAAAGUUGUUGAGGGGGGAGGGACAGUGUAUGUUCAUUGCAAAGCGGGAAGAGGACGAGCGGCGUCUGUCUGCAUGGCGUAUCUCAUCAAAGAAAGGAAGAUGUCUCUCAUGGAAGCCCAAAAAUUCCUCGAAGACAAAAGGCCCCACGUUCUCCACAUGCUGUACAAGCGACCAGUCCUAAGGGAGUUUGCUAGCAAGGUGGGGGAACUGGACUAG